AUGGGUUCGGAGCUCAUCUUCAGAGGGCACGACGAGGCCCAACACGUGGCCGACACCUACUCGCCGAAACCGCCAAAGCCAUGGGCCUCUGUGACCCGCCCGAUUGGGUACUUGCUCCGGGAGCAGCGCCUCGUCUUCGUCCUCGUCGGCAUUGCUAUAGCCACCGUCGGGUUCACGCUUCUCCCGUCCUCUCGCUCUUCGGACGUUAACGGCAACGUCCCGAUCUCGAACGAGUAUGUUAGGUACGACUUCGAUUCGUCGACCCAUUUGACGCACAAGCCCGCUUACGAGCGCCGGUUCGGGUUGACGAACUGGAAUUCGGGUGGGAAGGUGCCGCUGGGGCUGAAGAGAAAGGGGCUCCGGAUCGUGGUGACGGGUGGGGCCGGAUUUGUCGGGUCGCACCUUGUGGACCGUCUGAUAGAGCGAGGGGACAGCGUGAUCGUUGUGGACAAUUUCUUCACCGGCAGGAAAGAGAACGUAAUGCACCAUUUCGGGAACCCCAGGUUCGAGCUCAUCCGACACGACGUCGUUGAGCCUCUUCUCCUCGAAGUCGACCAGAUCUACCAUCUCGCUUGCCCUGCCUCCCCUGUUCAUUACAAGUUCAACCCCCUGCACAAAACCAAUGUGGUGGGGACUCUGAACAUGCUGGGUCUAGCGAAGAGGAUCGGAGCUCGGUUCUUGCUAACCAGCACCAGUGAGGUGUACGGUGAUCCUUUGCAGCACCCGCAGGUUGAAACCUACUGGGGCAACGUUAAUCCAAUCGGUGUCCGAAGUUGUUACGACGAGGGAAAACGUACGGCCGAGACAUUGACCAUGGACUACCACAGAGGAGCCGGAGUUGAGGUUAGGAUUGCUAGGAUUUUCAACACUUAUGGGCCAAGAAUGUGCAUAGAUGACGGCCGUGUUGUUAGUAACUUUGUUGCCCAGGCGUUGAGGAAAGAGCCUAUGACUGUUUAUGGAGAUGGGAAGCAGACAAGGAGUUUCCAAUAUGUUUCUGAUCUGGUGGAAGGUCUAAUGCGCCUGAUGGAAGGCGAACAUGUCGGACCAUUCAAUCUUGGGAAUCCGGGUGAAUUCACCAUGCUUGAACUUGCAAAGGUGGUUCAAGAAACAAUCGACCCAGAUGCAAAGAUAGAGUACAGGCCCAACACAGAGGAUGACCCCCACAAGAGGAAGCCUGAUAUCACAAAGGCUAAAGACUUACUUGGUUGGCAACCAAAGGUGUCCCUGCAAAAGGGUCUCCCUCUCAUGGUCUCAGACUUCAGGAAGCGCAUCUUUGGUGACCACAAGGAAGCUGGCUCUACCACCACUCCCACCACCACCACCACCAUGUAA
Messenger RNA from Prunus armeniaca (apricot), 1332 nucleotides. Lineage: Eukaryota; Viridiplantae; Streptophyta; Magnoliopsida; Rosales; Rosaceae. The record is from the annotation of a GenBank genome assembly.